UUGCAGUUUGGCCUGACAAAGGCGUCAAUAGACUAUACACCAAAAAUGGCCGAACAAGCUACAGAGGAAGAUGUUCUGCUAGCCAAGCGCAUCAUUUCUGCGGCUGAGCGACACGAUGUGCCGGCGUUGAACAUCCUGCUCAAGGACGGCUCCGCAAACGUCCAGGACCCCACGGCAACAGUAGCAACAUCCCCGCUUCACGCAGCAAUUGCAUCUUGCGGAAAGGUCGAAGAAGGCAAGGAGGCGAGUGAGGAGGCAGUUCAAACCGUGGAAACACUCCUCCAGAAUGGCGCCAUCUGGAACGAUCUUAACAAGGAAGACGAAACCCCAGGCUGCAUCGCACUCCGUCUCGGCCAGAAAAAGAUCUACGACAUGAUGGUCGAAGCCGGUGUCCGCGCCGAGAUUCUCUUCGCCCGAAUGGAAGCCUUAGGCAUGGGCGAACCCGCCGAAGAAGUCGAAGAAGACACCGAAAUUCUCGAGCAACCUGCCGCCAAGAAACAAAAGAUAUCCACGGAAGAUGCCAAACCCGUCGAGCAACCCACUUCAGAAAAAGUCCUUGAUGACGUCUCCCUAGACAACCACGCCUACCUCAAGAGCCAGCUCCGCUACAAAUCUGGUAUUCUCCUCGACGAAAGCGACAAUGCCGUCAUGAUGGACUGGGAAACGCAAAUCAUGCAACGCCACGCCGAGACUCUAAUCCCCAAACCAGGCCUUCGCACGAUGAACGUAGGUCACGGCAUGGGUAUAGUAGACACAGCAAUCCUAACGCAUGAUCCCGCUGAGCACCACAUCAUUGAGGCUCAUCCACAGGUACACCAGCGACUCCGCGAGAAGGGCUGGUACGACAAGCCUAAUGUUAAGAUUCAUGAGGGGAGGUGGCAGGAUAUCUUGCCUAAGCUUAUUGAGCAGGGUGUUGUGCUUGAUGCGAUUUACUAUGAUACUUUUGCCGAGGAUUACAAGGCGCUGAAAGAGUUCUUUGCGGAGUACGUGGUUGCGCUGCUAGCGAAAGAUGGAAAGUUCGGGUGGUACAACGGGCUUGGGGCCGAUAGGCAAAUUUGCUAUGAUGUUUAUACAAAGGUUGCGGAAAUGGAUUUGUACGAGGCGGGCUUCGAUACGGAGUGGGAGGAAAUCAAUGUCCCAGCUGGAUUGCAUGGAAGCGAUCAGUGGGAGGGAACUAGGAGGCCGUACUGGACCAUUGAUGUGUAUAGGUUGCCUGUGAAUACGUUUGUGAAGUAAAGCGGAAAAUCUACACGAUUCCGGUACUUCGUCAAAAUGAAGAACGUUCGGAAACAAUAAUACUCCAAUAUUAUUGGUAUCAAACGAAAACUAAUAUAGCUGCUUACAAGAAGAAGGGGGUAUCGCGUAUAUCCAAGCCAAAUAAUCUCAAAGCCCAAGAUCGUCAUCUAGGUCAUCAAGAUAGUAAUACUGAUUCCCCAACGGCGUCGGCAGAAACUCCCACAUACUCGGAAUUAUAACAAUACCCAGCACAAUCGCAAUCCUACCCUGCAGCCCCAUUCCCGGAACAAGCAGCGCACUCAGCGUCAUCGAAAUCCUAAACAAACGCCCCAGCGGCGGCCACGGAAACCGUCGCGCAUCUUCUCGAUUUCGG
Messenger RNA from Bipolaris sorokiniana ND90Pr, 1609 nucleotides. RefSeq lists its product as uncharacterized. Gene Ontology annotation, molecular function: protein arginine N5-methyltransferase activity. Gene Ontology annotation, biological process: peptidyl-arginine methylation. Gene Ontology annotation, cellular component: cytoplasm; nucleus. NCBI's taxonomy places the organism in Eukaryota, Fungi, Ascomycota, Dothideomycetes, Pleosporales, Pleosporaceae. The record is from RefSeq and is a predicted model, not a curated record. Bases 46 to 1236 code for a protein of 396 amino acids. The transcript is spliced from 3 exons.